Synchiropus splendidus (mandarinfish) is the source of this 10295-nucleotide messenger RNA. RefSeq names its product CD109 antigen-like. Gene Ontology annotation, cellular component: extracellular region. Gene Ontology annotation, molecular function: protein binding; endopeptidase inhibitor activity. The transcript has 44 exons. Bases 4320 to 10112 code for a protein of 1930 amino acids. The record is from RefSeq and is a predicted model, not a curated record. Lineage: Eukaryota; Metazoa; Chordata; Actinopteri; Syngnathiformes; Callionymidae.
AAGAGAUGACAAGGCUGAACUCAAUCACAGAGCUGAAGGAAGGCUGAAGAGUCCACAGAAACCCUGACAGACUGUCUGUCAGUGGGUUUCCCAUCCUGGGAGGCCAGGGGUGGGGAGCCUCUGAAGAGCGGCUUCGCUUAAGAGCACCAACAUCAGGGAACAGAGAUGUUUCCCAUACUCCGCAGACUGACGCCUGGAUACAUCCGUCUGCUGCAGACGCAAGCCUACCAUAACGUGUGUCUGACGCCCCCGGCGGAGAAGUCUGUUCCUGGCAUGGCGAUGAUUCUGGGCGCAGUGGGAAUCGGCAUGUGCGGCUACAGCUCCAGACAACUGGCCCUCUACCACCGGCCGUCCGCUCGCGUGCUGCAGUGGGCCGGCACCUACACCGACGCCAGCGUGUCCGGAGCUGCUGCCCAGCGAUUCAUGGAUCCUCGGAACACCGGCCCAAACCAGGAGCUCCCGACUCACUACUUCGUGGGCCAGAAGUUCCCUUAGGAAAUGAAUGGUCCAGACCGAAGGCCGUCUCAGUUUCCACAAGUUUGCAUGUUGAAGAUCGCAGCUAUGCCGGCCCAUUCCUCGAGUGAGGCCCAUGUGCUCUCUGGUAACGUGCAAAGUGUGGCCAACUGAGUCAGCCGGAGCGGCGGUGGCUAGCAUGUACUCGCAGUUUUAAAUGUGUAGCUUAAAGAGAAACCAUCCAGUAUACUUGUGGUCAUUUGUAGCAGAACACAAAGAUGGCUGCUUGGAGUUGGAGCAGCAAAUAAAGGUCCACCCUAGCCAGAUGAAAUGAUGCUGGAACUUCCUACCAACAGGACUUGAGUAUCAUGAUGGCGAUUUAGGACAGCCUUGGUUGAAAAACGUCCCUCGGAGGCCGUGAAGAAGCUCAGCUGACACCAUUGCUCUUUGAUUUGGUCACACACAGCUUCAGAAAUAGAAGGUGGAGCUUGAGAACCCAUGGAUUUCCCAAACUCCUCAUGCGACAACGCUACUUGCAGUGGAGGAAUUAGCCUUCUACCAACAACACAGUUCCCACCUUUGAGAGAGACGAGAGUUCUUGGAACUUCCCUCGGCUCUCAAAGGAUCACAUGCUAUUCAUAGAUUGUCAAGUCAUGCAAACUGACUCAUACUAGACCAGAUUAGAACAUGCUAAAUCACCUGCCACGAGCGACGAUCCUUGAGGGGAUUCUAGUCGCACACCGUCAAUCUGGAAACCUGUCAGAAGCAUGUUGUUUUCCAAGCUUCCCAGCUUUGUGCUAUUCUCCCUGCGGUGUCCACCAUUUUGGAUUUGAAUUUCCAUUGUGAAAUAUUUGCAUCCAUUUGCGUUGCAAAAAAAAAAAAGGCGCGACACCGAGUGUGGUUGAGGAUAUGUGCUGUGCCUUUUGGGAAGCGAAGGAUUACUCGCCUAUGAAAGCAGGAUAUGACCUAAAGAACCAGGGUGAGGAAGAAAGCUGUGGCGGGAUGUAUCCAUCUCUAAAGGUGGCUGAAGGACUUCCAGUCGUUCGGCGCCUCCAGUCUACUAAGCUGGGAGGAAAAAUGGGAGCCUCCACCAUUGUCAGCGCUCAGAGGUCACUCGGACCUUGUGAUCAAUUUAAAGUUGAGCAGUUCUGCUGCCAAGUAUCCUGGCAGGGAUCUGGAGUGUUUAGCGCCCCAAAAAGAGAACCUGGAGGAGCCAAGCUCCGUAGCUCACAAAUAGAAGUCUGUAAUCCACUCAGCUGAAGCACUAAUGGGUCCAACUGGCAAACAAACAGACCUCACCCUGCACCUGAAAACAACAAUGUGACACUCCCUAAGAUGUUCCAUGAGGUUUUGAAAUGUAAACGGCUUUGUAUUUGACAUUAAAGUCUGGUCACAUGGUUGAGCAGUGGGAAUGUUCUUCUCAACACGGGCUGUAUACAAUUGCUUUGUGAUGUCAUCCUUGCGGUGUUAGAUGACAAUAAAAAGCUAUUUAGCAAUAGAGAAGCAACACUUCUUCACUACUGGUGAGUUGAUGUAAGUUGACUUUGGAUUGUGAAUUGAAAGGUUUCAGAACCGGCGAGCGGCACCAUUUUAUUCACUGUGGAAUCAACUCAAUUUCUCAUAACAUGUGGGACCCAACUGGCACCACGUCGCUUAAGCGCUUUUAAAAUAGACGAUGACUGGUGGUGAGUACUUGCACCAGCAGCGCAGGCUAGUGCUGUCAGUCGAUUAAAAAAAAUAAUCGAAUGAAUUACAGGAUUUUGUAAUUAAUUAAUCGAAUUAAUCGCAUUUUAUGUCAUAUCUGCUAAAGGUCUCCUGAUAAAGAAAUUGUCCUAGUAUAUUAAAAAUUGUAGUGCAUGACUAAUCCAUUGAAUACAGUAAGAAGAGAGGAUUUGAAAUCCAAUUUUUUAUUGGUGAACUGUGCUUCAUAAAUGAAAUCCAAAAGUAAAGGUCAAGCACAUCCGCAAACCAGUUAAGCCUGGUGCAUUAUUCUAAAAUACAAAACAAAUACAGCAAUACCGUUAAAUAAAUAAAAUAAAGCUGUCUUCAAAAAUGUAAAACAAACAGCAAUACAGUUAAAUAAAUAAAAUAGAGCUGUCUUCAAAAAUGUAAAACAAACAGCAAUACAGUUAAAUAAAUAAAAUAAAGCUCUCUUCAAAAAUGUAAAACAAACAGCAAUACAGUUAAAUAAAAUAAAGCUGUCUUCAAAAAUGUAAAACAAACAGCAAUACAGUUAAAUAAAAUAAAGCUGUCUUCAAAAAUGUAAAACAAACAGCAAUACAGUUAAAUAAAUAAAAUAAAGCUGUCUUCAAAAAUGUAAAACAAACAGCAAUACAGUUAAAUUAAUAAAAUAAAGAUGUCUUCAAAAAUGCAAAACAAACAGCAAUACAGUUAAAUAAAUAAAAUAAAGCUGUCUUCAAAAAUGUAAAACAAACAGCAAUACAGUUAAAUAAAUAAAAUAAAGCUGUCUUCAAAAAUGUAAAACAAACAGCAAUACAGUUAAAUAAAUAAAAUAAAGUUGUCUUCAAAAAAUGUAAAACAAACAGCAAUACAGUUAAAUAAAUAAAAUAAAGUUGUCUUCAAAAAUGUAAAACAAACAGCAAUACAGUUAAAUAAAUAAAAUAAAGCUGUCUUCAAAAAUGUAAAACAAACAGCAAUACAGUUAAAUAAAUAAAAUAAAGCUGUCUUCAAAAAUGUAAAACAAACAGCAAUACAGUUAAAUAAAUAAAAUAGAGCUGUCUUCAAAAAAUGUAAAACAAACAGCAAUACAGUUAAAUAAAUAAAAUAAAGUUGUCUUCAAAAAUGUAAAACAAACAGCAAUACAGUUAAAUAAAUAAAAUAAAGAUGUCUUCAAAAAUGCAAAACAAACAGCAAUACAGUUAAAUAAAUAAAAUAAGGCUGUUUUCAAAAAUGUAAUACAAAUACAGCGAUUCAGUUAAAUAAAUAAAAUUCUGAAAUAAAAUAAGGCUGUCUCAAAUGGGCACAGAAGCUAAAUAUAGCAAUUAAAAAAUGAAUAAUAGAAGAAUAACUCGCCUCUAAAUGACUCAAAAUGAAGAACCGUUGAUACUCAUAAUUAAUUGCGUUACAUUUUUUAAUGCGUUAAAUUGUGGCGUAAUUAAUCGAAUUAACGCGAUAAAGGACAGCACUAGCACAGGCAUAUUUGGACAGAAAAUAUAUUUUUUUUAAUUGUUAUUUAAAAUUGUUAAGUUGUUGUAAUUUAAUCGUACAAAUAUAUGUGACAAAAUAAAACAAAAUUCUAAUUUUAAUGGAGUUUCAACAAAAAUUAGAUCAUUAUAGAUUAAAUGGAAUGGAAUCUGUUCUAAAUGCGUUUCCAAAAACAAACAAAAAAUACGAACUACUCUUACAAGCUGUGAGACACUUAUAAAAAUAUCCUCCUUUACACGCAAAUUGUUUUGAUUUGAAAAUAAUUCUGAUGUAAAAUAUAAUGGUUGUUGACUUAAAUCACGAUUAAGUCUUAUUUUCUACUUUCAAUUUAAACUUUAAAUCAAGCUUUCAGAAUAACGGGUUUCUGCUGAGACUCAACUACGACCUCUUGUGGUCAGGCGAAGUGGACAUCGGUGUGAUCGGUCAUCGAUUACAUCAAUGUUUUCCUUUUCCCUCCUUUCACGAGCCGGUCUCCUUCAGUCCCAGCUCUCGGAUGAAGUUUGACUUUUCCCCAGUAAUAUGUGACGUGUUAACAUUUGCGAAGAAACACGUUUUGAGUCUUCCUCCACCUUCUUCUGUCUUUCCUUAAAGACGCAGCGAGGCAAGUGUGGAAGUGGAGUGGACCGAACUCGUGGAGUUAUUUCUGCUUAACAGUUUCGGGACAGAGAUCACCUGCUGGACAGUGACAUCACCGCUGCGCUAUGGGGAACUUCUCCAGUAAAGACAACCAUGGAGCUUCAGGAGCUCCUCUGGACAGUCUGCACGCUCCUCCUGCAUCUCUACAGACCGAAGAGCCUCGUCCUAAAUCAAGUAUCCCCCAACUCCACCCCCCCACUUCUCCCAAAGCUUCCCUUCCAGCCCCAGGUUCAUCUCCACCUCCAGUGCCUGGGCUCACUCCUGACACGAGGCCUCGUCCUGUGGCGACGGUAAUCACCCCGGUCCACGACAAAGCAGACACCAAAGGAAACGCAGAUUCUGUGGAGGAUGUGGCUCCUCCUGCAUCGACCCCUCGGACGACGGGCUCCCAGGCGAAGAGCGCCCCGGUCGUUCUCAUCAAAAGCCCAUCUGAGGCAUCGACCUCCCCUCCUUUCGUGUUGAGCCACUCGGAUCUAAAAUGGCAAGAAAGUGGGCUCAGUCCUUCUCCGCGCCGGGGUCUUGAGAUUGAAGAGAGUGAGAUGGAGAAGCUGCUGGACGAGUGUCUGGCCACUCUGCACAUCAGUCCCAAAGAGGAUGAACCAAGAAACAUAGCAGAUAUACUGAGGCAGCUACAGCAGGAAGUCAUUAAUUUGAGGACUACAAUGCAGUCAGAGCAGACGGAUUGGUUGCAGUUCCAGAACGACUUCCAAGUGGCAGUGGCAGUGGCAGACAGGUUGCGAGCGGAGGCAGAAGAAGAGCUUUUGGUGCUACGUGCCUCUCACAAAGACAUUGAGAGAGAGCUGGAGGACGCCAAACGGCGACAGAAAGAGGCCGACGUACAGUUAGUCGCCCUGAGAGACGAGUUAAAGGAGAGUCAGCGGAAACUGGCCCUUGUGACUCGGCAGGCAUCGGAGCAACACAACCAGGAACCGAACAACAACCACGAGGGCAACCAGAAGGGUCAGGAAAGGGGUCUGAACAGACUGGGACACGCCAACUUAAGCUCAGGAACUCUGAACGAUGGUAGAAAAGUUGAAGACAAUAAAAGUGUGACCAAGCUGUACCUCAGGAAUUUGGCGAAUAAGGAAAAGAGCGCAGAGAUUACCAGAACAGCUCUGCCAGAGAGGUCAAGAAGCCUUUCUAGAUCGGCAUCAUCAGAACCACCCACGGUACAGAAUGGAACACUGCUGACAUCCUCAAUCACCACCAAGAGUGCGAACACUAUUCGAGUUUGUCGGAGUCUGAACGACCAGGACAGCCGCUUGAAUCCCAACACUGGAAAACGAGAGGAGUCCCUGAAAAGGUACAACUCCACCACCGCCGGUGAGCUUCCACCCAACAUAUCCCCGGAUGGUUUCAACAUGUUGCUGCAUCGCCAUGGAGGCUCCAAGAGGAACUGGAUGCUGCACUGGUGUCAGAGCCGAACUCAGGGCUACAAGAACAUUGAAAUCACCAACUUCAGCAGCAGCUGGGUGGAUGGCCUGGCCUUCUGUGCGCUCUACCACACCUACCUCCCGUCACGCAUCCCCUACAGCACACUCAGCCCGGAGAACAAGCGCGAGAAUCUGAGUCUGGCGUUCAGAACUGGCCUGGCUGUCGGGAUAUCGCCGUCUUUAACAACAGAGGAGAUGCUGAGAGCAGGCGGCCCUGACUGGCAGAGGGUGCUGAGCUAUGUGGAGACCAUGAGCAGAGUCAGGAAACCACAGACGGAAGCAAUCGAUCAGUUGCUCAACUUCAACCGAGGUGGAGAAAUGAAUGCACUGAUGAUCGGAACCUGGACUCCGUUCAUGAUCACUGGUCCUGAUGAGGUGCAUGCUGGGACGCCGACUCAGCUGGCCCUCACUGUAUUCUCCGACUUCUCUACCAGAGUGACUGCUGAAAUGGUUUAUGGUGACACCAGUGUUGUCCAAACGGAGGAAGUUGAGGGCGGCUUGACCAGGAUCCUGACUCUCCCUGCAAUUAAAGACUCUCCGAGUCCAGCAGUCGUCAAUCUGACUCUUAAAGGUUACAAGGACCAGGAUGUUAUUUUCUCCAGCAGGAGAAUGCUCAUCUUCCGACCCACCAACGUCUCCAGCUUCAUCGUCACCGACAGGUCUCGCUACUAUCCAGGAGAUUCCGUCAAAGUCUGGGUGGCGUCAGUGGAGUCGGAUAAUCGACCUUACGAAGGCGGGGUGGAGGUUUCCAUACAGGACCCCGAGGAGACAGUGGUCACAAGGUGGGAGUCGACCGGAAAUCUCGGAAUUGUGUUGCAGGAAUUCAAUCUAUCUCACACGCCGCCUUUAGGACAGUGGAGCGUCAGUGUCACCAUCAAUGGAGUGAAAACUGAGCGCAACUUUACCGUGGAGCAGUAUGAUCCACCAAUCUUCACGAUUGUGGUCAGGACGGCAACUAGAGUCCUUGUUGGAGAUGAUGUUUCAGGAUCAGUACGUGCCACUUACACCAGUGGAAAACCUGUGGAAGGAACUCUGACCAUCUCGCUCUCGAGGGGAUCUGGGACAGAAUUGUUAACACAUACCAAACAGAUUUAUGGAUCCGCCAAGUUUCUCUUCAGCAACGCUCAACUGGAAUCGACGAACACAUCAGAACCUGUUCGUGUGUCUGCUUCAGUCACUGAUGCGUCCUCAGGAUUCAAAGCCAGCAGGGAUGUCCAGAUCCAGUUUUCGAGAGAAAAAUUCCUCCUGGAAUUCUGUGAUUUUCCUCGACUGAAGCCAGCGUUGCACUUCUUCUCAGUGCUGAAGAUCUCCAGAUUUGACGGGAAACCGCUGAGCUUGUGGGACAGAGUGUACAGUGCAGUGGUUGAGGUCAUUCAAAGAACUUCUAGUGCCAAAGCUGAACCAACAGUGCUGACGCUGGCUGUGCCUGAGGAUGGGAACGUCUUCAUUCAGUUCAGAUUACAAGAUGACAUACAAGCUGUCUUCUUGCGGGCCAGGUUCCAGUCCAGUGUGAAGAAGCUGACCGUGCUCCACGCAGCCUCCACCACCACAUCCUCCAUGCAGAUCCUGCCAGCUCCUGCUGCUCAGAUUGGAGUUCCUCUUCGUAUAGACGUGGAGAGCACUGUUCAACUGAGCGAGCUCCACUACGUGGUCACCUCAAGAGAACAAGUGCUGAUUUCCGGGGUUACGACUUCCCUCCCGUUUACUCUGAGCCCAACCCGCUCCUGGUCCCCUGAGGCUUAUAUCACUGUCUAUAGUCUGCUGCCCGGUGGAGAGCUCCACAGCACCACAGGACGAAUUCCACUCCACCAGCACGGCUAUGUAACUGUAGACUGGAGCAGUGACAGGGCUCACCCCGGAGAGCAAGUUUCACUAGCUCUCAAAGCUCUAGAACCAAUGUCACACGUGGCACUCCUGGUCAUGGGGGCGCAUGAUGAUUCACCGCAGGAUAUGGGUCAGAAUUGCAACUUAUGGAGGUUGAGCAACUCCUUACGACCCAGUGAAGAGCUUGCUGGACCCUCAGAAGACGCUCUCAUUGUGGAGAGAUACUGGCGGCAGUGGACGGAUGGCAGCGACUCCUUGCUGUGGCUGGAUGCGGAGAUGAGUGAUGGAAACUGGACGAGUGAAGAAAUUACAGUUCCAGAUGGCUUUACGUCUUUAAGAGCUGUGGCUGUGAGCAUGUCCGACACCUACGGUUUGGUCUUCACUCCAGUGCCACAAACGCUGCCUGUGUCCAAAGAUUUCUCCUUGUCCCUCGACGUACCAUCAGCUCUGUUCAGAGGGGAGGAACUCGUCCUGGAAGUGAAAGUCAUCAACCAUUUGGAGCAGGAAAUUGAGGUCAUCGUCCUACUGGCACACAGUGAAGCUUUUGAGUUUGUUUUGGCUGACCGAGGCGACGUCUCCGUUUUGAAUGCCCAAAAAUUGACCAUACAAAGCCAUUCGUCGGACUCCGCUCUGUUUCCCGUGCGGUUCGUCUCCACCGGCCAAACGGAACUAUCGGUGGAUGCCGUCUCUGCUGAUGCCUCCGACAGUCUCAUCUGGAAGGUUCUGGUGAAGGUAGGCAACAUGGGCAGAAGCAGGGUGCUAUUCCUUCAGUUACCAACCAUAUAUUUCUCAAAAAAAAAGUCUGAAGGAGUCCCACAGUCCGCAACUGUGUCUCACUUUCUGGAACUGGCGCCCAUGAUGAACAACAAAUCCAUCUCCUUUUCGUUCUCCUUCCCUGCAAAUGUGGUACCAGGCAGCCAGAGGGCCUUUCUGGCCCUGGUCGGUGACACCAUGGCUCUGUCCAUCCAACACUUGGAGCAGCUGGUUCAGCCGCCUCUGGGUAGCGGGGAGCAGAAUAUGAUCCGAUUUGCUCCGAAUGUUUAUGUUCUUCAGUACCUGGACAGGACCGACCAGGAACAGCCAGAGAUCCGGAGCAGAGCUCUGGGGUAUAUGACGGAAGGUUAUCAAAGGCAACUGACUUACCAACGUUCCGACGGCUCGUUUGGUGAUUUUGGAGACAGCUCUGGUAGUGUAUGGCUGACGGCCUUCGUCCUCAGAUGCUUCCAGCAGGCUCAACUGCUCAUGUCCAUCGACUACAGUGUCCUGACCAGGGCCAGGUCUUGGCUCCUGGGUCAUCAGGGACCUCAGGGGGAGUUCAGAGAGCUGGGAAAAGUAAUCCACACUGAGCUGCAUGAAGACCUGGAUGUUGGUUCUGUUGGGCUGACAGCUUACGUCCUCAUCGCUCUUCUGGAGAACCCGGAUAACGUGGAAUUGUUCCCAGCCAAUGUGUCGCUUGCUACAAAGUACCUGGAGGACAAGGUGUCCAGUGGGGUGGUCAGUAACUACAGUCUGAGUCUGGCUGCGUACGCCUUGUCUCUGGCCGUGAGUCCUGCGGCUGACACUGCCCUCAACACGCUAGCCUUACGCGCAGACAACAGAGAGCGAGUCAUGAUGUGGAGCACCUCUGCAGGCCUGCAGUCACAUGACUGGCGUCCACGCUCCACUCAGGUGGAGAUGACCUCCUACGUGGCGCUUGCCCAUUUCCAGCGUAGACGCUUUCCCACGGGCAUCGAACAAGUCAAGUGGUUGAGCAGCCAGAGGGACCAUCACGGGGGAUACGGCAGCACACAGGCCACAGUGGUUGCCCUCCAGGCUCUGUCCUACUACGCCACCUUCAGUGGUGCCAGUGCCAUCGACCUCAUGGUCCAGCUCACUGCAGAACAAUCCGUGUUCCGCUUUCACAUCAACUCCAGCACCUACCUGAGCUACUAUCGGCAGGAGAUGAACGCUGGCCAAGACAUACACCUGAGUCUUUACCUCGAGGGGAGAGGAUUCGCAGUGCUGCAGAUGAACGUCUUUUACAACCUGGACAGCAGAGCGUUUUCACAGAGCCUUGCACAUACCACUGACCAGGAGGACUUUGCUUUAAAUGUAGGCGUUCUGUCGGAGACGGACCAAGAUCACAUCAUCGUCUCAGUGUGCAUGAGGUUAAAAAGCAGCGCGCCAAUGUCCCACACUGGAAUGGCUUUGUUGGACGUGGGCAUGCUCAGUGGCUUCAGUCUGUCGCCUGGAGCUGCUGUCAAAACAGGUCUCAUAAGACAAAUGGAAAUCUUCCCUGAAAAAGUGACCUUCAAUCUCCACUCACUCAACAAGUCAGAGGUUUGCAUCACGCUGCCAAUGAUCAGAGUUUACAAAAUGGCGCAAGUGCAGGAAGCAGUGGUGCUGCUGUACGAUUACUACGAGCCCACACGGAGAGCAACAGCGACGUACGCAGUCAAGUCACCUUCCCACUCCUGCCACUACUGCGGUGACAACUGCCAACGCUGCAGACCAGGAGUAGCCCUCGGCGUGACCUCAAAUCCCCCACCGAACUCGGCUUGCAGCGCCCUCUACAGUACAAGCUUGGCAAGCUUCAGUGUUUUUCUGUAUUUAUUUAUUUGACAUUAAAAAAUACGUUAAAUUAUUACAACAGUAAUAAAUUCAUUAAGAAAACUUAAAUAAACGUAUGUUGAUGUUUAAUAAUUCAAAGUACACUGCAUCAACAACCAUGUCGUCUGUCCAGGCAGGUGCUUUUUGUAUUUAUUGUGUAUGAAAAAAUACUUUUGUUACUGUAAAAAAUAAAUG